AUGGCAAUUGUACUCCCUGCGCUUAUUCGGGAGCCGGCGGUUGCUGCCAAUCACAGCUCCAGGCUGCAGGGUCUCGCUGCGGAGCGAAGGACAGCGGUAGGAGGGAGGAGGCCCACAGCCGGGCUCCCGGCCUUGUGUCCGUUAUGUCGGGGGAGCCUUUGGGAUCGCUUCCAGCCCGCGGCCCGCGGCCCGCGGGCCAGCGGAGGGUGGGAGCCUCGGGCUUGCGCUCUGCGCUUCAGAACGCUAGGGUCGCCGCCCCGUCUCGGGGACGUACCUCAGGGGAAGCCCGGUCUCGCCUCAGCCUCCCCCACUUACUGUCAGCCGUCGCGACCUGGCGACCCGAAGCACAGCCGCUCUUCUCAGCGGGCGGGCAGCCGCGGUGCAGGAGGUGGGCCCGGCCCCCGCCCGGAGCCCCGCCCUCCCACGGGCCCCUCCCACAGCCCUGGCCCAGUCAGCGCAGAGCUGACAGCCCUGGCCCAGCCCUUUCCCGCCCGCAGAGUUGAGACACGGCUUCUGAUUGGCUGUCUGCAGCCGGACUACCCCGUCAGUCUCCGGGCGCGGCUUGUUUCUGCUGGGUCCUCCAGUAGGCUUUGGGCGUUCGGCCGGCGCCUGUCAAUUCUGGCCCGGUCGGCAGGAAGCUGCCCCAGGCUCGCUUCGGGGCUUUCUUUCCUCACGCCUUCCUGCUUUCUGGAAGCGGUUAUCCGGGAGGCUGUCUCACGGGGCGCAGCUGGAGGUGCAUUCUCCCCAGAGGGAAUGCUGGUUCUGAAACUACAAGGGGUUUCUCUAUGUAGCCUCGGUUGUCCUGGAGCUCGCUCUGUAGAGCAGCAGGCUAGCUUCACAGAAAUCUGCCUCCCAAACGCUCGGAUUAAAGGUGUGUGCCGCCACCGCCUGGCUAUACAUAUAUAUCGCCUCGAAGAUGACAAUUAGGUGAACAAAGUUACUUUGUUACUAACUUGGAUGUUUUUUUCAAUUCCCACCCAUAAUGAGACAUUUCUCUUCCCUCUUUAGGCAAGGUUAUCUUUUUCUUUUUUUUGAGACAGAGUUUCUGUUUCUCUAUAGCCUUGGGUGUGCUGGAACUCAUUCUGUAGACCAGGCAGGUCUCGAACUGCCACUGCCUCUGCCUCCAGAGUGCUCCGCAUAGCAUGUUUUGUUUUCUAAUCUUCAAGUUGCAAGGGUGUCUUUGUGCACUUUAGGAUGUCAAUGACUUUGACCUGGAUUUCCUGUAACCAGAAAUAAAAACUGUUUGCUUUUUAA
Meriones unguiculatus (Mongolian gerbil) is the source of this 1254-nucleotide messenger RNA. RefSeq lists its product as uncharacterized. Bases 1 to 927 code for a protein of 308 amino acids. NCBI's taxonomy places the organism in Eukaryota, Metazoa, Chordata, Mammalia, Rodentia, Muridae. The transcript has 3 exons. The record is from RefSeq and is a predicted model, not a curated record.